UUUCUUUUUAAAAAAUCUCAGUGAGUAGCUAUGAAGAUAAAUUAUUUUAAUGAAAAUUUAUAUCAUUUAUAGAGUUUGAAGAGACCAUGUUGUCUGCUGUUGCUAACUUACAAACGCAACAAACACAAAUGUUAUUGACAUUGAAUGAAAUAUUAAGGUACCACAGAAAAAUUGCUAUGGAAAACCUAGUCGAACCCGACAAUUUACCAGUUUUUCCUCUGAAAACACUGGAUGAAUUUUUACAUUUAGAAAACCUAAUUCGUGAUGAUGAUACCAUGAAGCUAUAUAUGGUGAGGAGAUUGGCAGCAUUGGGGGGUUCCGGGGUAGAAAGUAUUACACGUAGAAUAAUGAAAUUCUUAAUAAGCAACGACCUUGCUAUUAAUUUCAAUUGGAAAGGACGAUUUUCUAAAAAAGCAUUUGAACACACCAGAAUAAUGAGGAUAAUUUAUGAUGCAGUCAAGCAGACAUUUCCUGCCCGCGAACAUAGCGACAUGUUAGUUGCAAAUACAGUGAAGGAAUGGUUAAAGCAUGCUGUUACACGAAUCAAACAGGGUGUUAGACGACAGAUUUUAGAAAGCCAACAACAAUAAAAUGGUACCGUAAACCGGGGUGACUAUAAUCCACUUUUCAUAUUGAAAGUUCAACAGUCUUUCGAAUUGCAUAGUUUGCCAAUUCAAAAAUGGUUUAUAUAUAGGAAGAAUAGAUGUAUAUUCGAUUUCAUGAGUUUUUAUGGAGCAAAAAAUUUUUUUUCAACCUUUUUUAAAAAAAAACAUGGGUGGCCAUAUUCACCCCCUGGUUUGGGGUCACUAUGGCCAAGUAACUUAAUUUGCGUUUAAACUAUUGUGAACCCUUCUAUGAGGUGGCUAUGGCCAC
Molecule: messenger RNA, 873 nt
Organism: Anoplophora glabripennis (Asian longhorned beetle)
Lineage: Eukaryota; Metazoa; Arthropoda; Insecta; Coleoptera; Cerambycidae
Exons: 3
Coding region: 87-590 (167 amino acids)
Source: RefSeq, a predicted model, not a curated record